GGUGGGGAGAGCACAGGAGCAAGCUCUGCUGCUGAGUUCCUUCUGUGGGCUGAGUUGUGCUCUGAGAAGGCUGCCGAGCACUGGGUGGAACAUGGGAUCCAAUGUCUCAUCCUGAGCGUUUCCAUCUCCAAAGAGAAAUUCCCUCUUGUUUGCACAAAAAUACGUUUUCCAGUGCACGUGGGUGGAGAAACAUCUGGAAUAAAGAGCAGCAGAGCCUUGGGGCCAUGGGCGAGCAGAGUCAUGUCAACAGCCUCUUCCUCAACGAGGACGCAGCCAAGCGGCUGAGUGGCGAGAGCCGCGUGCAGCGCCUGCGGCAGGCGGUGCAGAAGCGAGCGGCACGGGCCAAGAAGAGGAUGCACAGCAUCACUGCGGACAGUGCCAAGAGCUUCCUCAGGAGAAACACCUUCGUCCUCUUCACCAUCACUGCCGUCCUGCUGGGGAUCAUCCUGGCAUUUUCUCUCCGGCCCUACCAGCUGACCUAUCGCCAGAUCAAGUACUUCUCCUUCCCUGGCGAGCUGCUGAUGCGCAUGCUCCAGAUGCUGGUUCUUCCUCUCAUUGUCUCCAGCUUGAUCACAGGAAUGGCCUCACUGGAUGGCAGAGCCUCAGGGAAGAUGGGGAUGCGGGCUGUGGUUUACUACAUGGUGACCACGAUCAUAGCAGUCUUCAUUGGCAUCCUCAUGGUGAUCAUCAUCCACCCAGGGAAAGGAUCCAAGGACAAGCUUCACCGAGAAGGCAGGAUUGAGCAGGUGCAGACCACAGAUGCCUUCAUGGACUUGGUGAGGAACAUGUUCCCACCCAACCUGGUAGAAGCCUGCUUCAAACAGUACAAGACGCAGUACAGCACCAGGGUGUUCACCAGAACCGUCCUCCACAGCAGCAAUGUCACCGCAGGGGUGACAAGCACCCCGAUCCCUGCGCCUGAGAACAUCACCGGCAUCCUGGAGAACAUCACUCAUGCCCUGGGGACCAUCUCCGAGGUGCUGACCUUUGAAGAAGUCAUUCCCAUCCCGGGCUCAGCCAAUGGGGUGAACGCGCUGGGGCUGGUAGUGUUCUCCAUGUGCUUCGGUUUGGUGAUCGGCAGCAUGAAGCAGAAGGGACGGGCCCUGCGGGAGUUCUUUAACUGCCUCAACGAAGCCAUCAUGAGGCUGGUGGCCAUUAUCAUCUGGUAUGCUCCAGUUGGGAUCAUGUUUUUAAUCGCUGGCAAAAUACUGGAGAUGGAUGACCUGGCAGUGAUGGGAGGCCAGCUGGGGAUGUACACGCUCACCGUCAUCGUGGGGCUCCUCAUCCAUGCCCUCUGCAUCCUGCCGCUGCUCUACUUCAUCGUCACUCACAGGAACCCCUGGGUGUUCAUUGCAGGACUGCUGCAGGCCCUCAUCACCGCCCUGGGCACCUCCUCCAGCUCAGCGACUCUGCCCAUCACCUUCAGGUGCCUGGAAGAAAACAACGGUGUGGACAGGCGCAUCACGAGGUUUGUCCUGCCCGUGGGAGCUACAAUUAACAUGGAUGGCACUGCUCUGUACGAGGCCCUUGCAGCCAUCUUCAUUGCACAAGUCAACAACUAUGAACUUGACUUCGGGCAGAUCAUCACAAUAAGCAUCACUGCUACAGCAGCCAGCAUUGGAGCCGCAGGUAUUCCACAGGCAGGACUGGUGACAAUGGUGAUAGUGUUGACAUCAGUGGGGCUGCCUACUGAAGACAUUACGCUGAUCAUCGCUGUGGACUGGUUUCUGGACCGCCUCAGAACCACCACCAACGUCCUGGGGGACUCGCUGGGAGCUGGCAUCGUGGAGCAUCUCUCCCGGCAUGAGCUGGAUGCGCAGGACUGCGAACUCGACUAUUUGUCCAGCUUUUCAAGGAAGCGUUGAAUUCUGAUCCCGAAGAGACUUCCUGUGUGUAAAGGGCAAACUGAUGAAUCGGAAGUAAAGAUUGUUGGAUUGGACUCUAGCUCAAAUGGAAUGGAUUCUGGGAAGUCCUAUGGCUUGGGUUACACAGACAGCUGAACUAGAUGAUCAUAAGGGUCCCUUCUGGCUUUAUAAUAUAUGCACGUGCUUUCUGGUUUAGAGAUAUUGCAAAGGGUCCUUCCACCCCGAUCAUGUUUAGGAGCUACCUGGAAGGAUCCUAAUGAUACUUUAAGAAACUCAGCAGGAGUCUAAGCUGUGUUCAGUUGCUGUUAGCAGACAUGUAAGCAUAUGACAAAAGGGGCUCUCCAUCCCACACUGCAUCACCAUGUUCCCACAAAGUAGCACCCUCCCCGCCUUGCCAUUGGUGAUUUCCUGCUUUCAGCACAAGAUUAGGGGAGCACAACCAAGUAGAGGCCUCAUUUUCAAGUACUGCAAACCACUGUCCCAUGGGGAAUUUCACUCAGCCGAUAGUUUUUAGCUGUGGUGCUUAUCCAUGUUAUUAACUCAUUUCUGAUUGGGAUUGUCUACCUGUUUACAGUACCCAAACAGUAAAGUGUUGUCAGGAAUUUGCAUAUAUAUAUAUACAUACACACACCCCUCUUUAUGUAUAUAUAUGAAAGGGACACAUGCACAGACGUAUGUACACCCAGAGUUAAUUGGUUUGUGGCUAAUCCAGGAAGGAAAGGCAAUAGUGAACUCUCAGGCUGUAAAGCUGCAUAUCUCACUUCAAAGCCCACCUUGCUUCACCCAAUUAAUCCCUUCCAUAAAGCAACAGAGGCAAUUUUACUUCAUCCCAGUAAUGAGUCUUCCAAAGCUCACCAGGAAGGAGCUCAGUGCAUGCUGGUUUCCAGUUGUAUUUGCUGCUGACACAAGAACUUCUCCAUGUACAGAGAAGUUUGACUUCCACUUUGACUUCUGUGCACAUAUUCCAAGGACCUCCAUGCUCCCUGCAUCAGACCUGGCAUGGAGGCAGGCUUGCAGAGCUCAAUAUGAGCACAUUUGUGUUCCUUCCAAACCCAGUGCUGACCUUGUUCUAAUUCAGCCUUCAAAACCUGAUAACUGAAAGUAUUAAAUCAUUUUAUCAUCCUUUUAAAUGAUCGGAUAGGUGAGAGUUUGUGCAUCUUUCCUGCUGCUUCCACUUGCAGAAACCUUUUGAGUUUGCAAAUGGAUUUAUCCCUAAUGAUUAGACGGGCAACCCUUGGGAUGAAGCAGCUGACUCAGUGCAUACAUACAUGAGGAGCUCUUGGAUUAGGACCCAUCUCUUCCAAAUCAGCUUUGAGAGAGACAACCCAUGGAGAAGAUGGGUGUCCCCGUGAUGGACUGUGUGUCCCGUUGCAGCUGGGGGUGUGCACGUUGCUUCGGGAGGCAGAUCUGCCCCUGAAAUGGGAUGUGCCCUCCUGCCCUGCCCAGGGAAGGCAGUGGGGAUGGAGAUGGGCACCGCAGUGUCCACAGCUCCCGGGCACUUGGCUAUGUAAUUCCCGAGGGCUUUUCCUGUCUGCUCCGAGUGCCGGUGUUCAUAAAGAGCAUUUGCGUAUUUGAACAAUAAAGGGAAUUCUUUUCCACGA
Messenger RNA from Melopsittacus undulatus (budgerigar), 3466 nucleotides. RefSeq names its product excitatory amino acid transporter 4-like. Gene Ontology annotation, molecular function: glutamate:sodium symporter activity; neutral L-amino acid transmembrane transporter activity; L-glutamate transmembrane transporter activity. The record is from RefSeq and is a predicted model, not a curated record. Lineage: Eukaryota; Metazoa; Chordata; Aves; Psittaciformes; Psittaculidae. Gene Ontology annotation, cellular component: plasma membrane. Gene Ontology annotation, biological process: L-glutamate transmembrane transport. The transcript has 11 exons. The coding region runs from base 102 to 1865 and encodes 587 amino acids.